Messenger RNA from Musa acuminata AAA Group (dessert banana), 1655 nucleotides. RefSeq lists its product as uncharacterized. The record is from RefSeq and is a predicted model, not a curated record. The coding region runs from base 292 to 1470 and encodes 392 amino acids. The transcript has 9 exons. NCBI's taxonomy places the organism in Eukaryota, Viridiplantae, Streptophyta, Magnoliopsida, Zingiberales, Musaceae.
CUCCCUCUCUCCCUCUUUCUUCCCCAAACAAAGACAGAUCUCGUAGCCCUAAAGAGCACCGACCUUUGGGAAUUCGAUCUCGGGACGCGUCAUUCAGUCUUCGAUCGAUCCGGGACGGAUUGCGACCUUCUUGAUCGGUUCUAGGGUUGGGUUUCAUCACAAUCUUGAUUUAAGUGAGGGAAUCUCUGCACACUUCGGGGAUUAUUGAUCCCUAGAUUCGUGUUCUUUCAAAGAUAGUGAAUUCGGUGCUGGAGUGAGAGAAUCGAGUGUUUCUUGCUGUGAAGCUAAACAAUGGAUGCAAAGAAGAAGAAGAACAAGAAAAAGAAAGGCAACCAGAAUAAAGUUGCAGAAGAUGCCACAUCCAAUUCUGAAAAAGUGGCUGUGCAGGAGUCAAACAAUGGUUCUGGUCUGGAGGAAAAUUGCAAUGCACAUAAUUCCACUGAUGUCCAUGGUCAGAAUGUUGGAGUGUCUGAAUCAGAUAUGGAGCAUGACAAGAACAAGAUAUAUGAAGAGAACUUUGCCAAAUUACAGGAACAAGUCAGAGAGUUGGAGUAUGAGAAAGCUUUGUGGUUCCAGAAACAGGCCAACUUGGAGGAGAAAAUUAAAGUUUUACAGGAAGAAGUAGACUUAUGUGCGCAAAAAGAGGCUUUUGUAGAGGAGAAACUCAAGAAUGUCGAGAGUAUCAAAGACAGCUUGGUUCUAACAGAGAUCUCAUUGAAGGAAAGGAUUGCUAGGGUAGAGGAAGCUAGCACUGCACUUGAUACACAGGUAAAAGAGUUGCAAGGAUUGAGAAACACUUUUUUCGAAGAAAAUCAACAGUUGAUGGAAAAGGUGACGGGCUUGGAGCAAAAGAUUCAAAGCAUUGAGGAGAGAGCUCCUUCACAUGAAAACAUGACUGAGACGAUGACAAAGCUUCCUGAAGAUGAUUUCUCUGCACAACAAACAGAAGCAUCCAGUGCCCUGUUUGGUGAUCAAACAUCUGGAAGUACAGAGCUUUCUGAGAAGGUGAAUGAACCAUACAUUGUACCUGAAAAACAUGGUGGUCAUCCUUCUGGUACUGACCUUAAUGGGGUCGAGAUGCUGGAUAGAGCUUCCUCUCCAAGUCAUUAUGUAUCAGACUUCAGGGAAAAGAUAAAGGAUUCAGGUGAAACUGUUCAUCCCUCCGUCCAACUGCAGGAGAACUUUGGUGCUAAUAAUGGCAUCAAUGACUUGGAUUCUGAAACUGUUAACCGGCCAGGACCACCACCAUCAGAUGAGCCAAGAGGAAGUGAACCUGCAACAGUUCCAUUUGAUGAAAUCCAAAUUCACAAGGAAGACUUCACUGGAGUUAAGAAUAAUGAAAUAGCAGAGGCAGUUCCUCUCUCAGACGCCCCACUUAUUGGAGCCCCUUUCCGGUUGAUUUCUUUCAUGGCCAAAUAUGUUAGUGGCGCUGAUCUGGUGAAACAGAACAGCUCUAGAUCUGGCCACUAAUUUGUUUGAGAUUGAUUUUGUGCAAGAGGGAAUCUUCAUAUGUUAUAAGUCACAUAAUUAAUUUUUUUCACUUGUUUUGUCAUUUUCAUUUCACACACUAGUUUUUCAGAAUGAGAAAGAUAUCCAGCACUUGAACCUGUAAAACAUUUGAGGAUAAAAGAGCUACUUAAAAAACUUUUUGCCAA